This is a messenger RNA of Parnassius apollo (apollo), 1911 nucleotides long. The record is from the annotation of a GenBank genome assembly. NCBI's taxonomy places the organism in Eukaryota, Metazoa, Arthropoda, Insecta, Lepidoptera, Papilionidae.
AUGCAAGGGGUGGAGGAUGAAGGAACUGGGUCCGUGGCGGAUUUUCGGAUUGAGGCGUCGCCCUCGCCCGACACGGGGCGGGAGCCGGCCUUAGGUGGGCCUGGCGGUGGGAGCGGGCCCAAAGUAGAAGUGAGUUGCCGCGAAAAGAGGGGCUGGGAGGGCGGUUACGGUAAGUUAAGAAGUAACGAGGGUCUCGCGCGGUAUAAGAUGCGGGAGCAUCCCGAAUGUGACGGUUGCAGGUUGUUAAAGGGGCGUGCCGGAGUUCUGGAAGACGGCCUGCAUAUCAUCAUGCGGAUAGCACCACGUGCUCAUUCUGCGGGAAUGGGUUGGCUGUACCGGCGCCUCAGAAUGCAUACGAGGUCGGAUCUGUGUGAGUGCGCGGUAAAGAAACUAUUGAAAGACGUUUCUGGUGAGGCGAAAAGGGAGGGCACGUAUGCACACCCCUCCUGGAGGUAUUUCACCCACUGGGACCUCAUGUUCGGCUAUGUUGGCUACGCGCCGGAAGGGGCUCUGGAAGAGGAAGUUAAAGCCUGGCUCGUCACUCCCCGGCACAUAGGAGAGGCAUUGAUCGAGAGCCGCUACCUAGGCAUGCUGUACACCGCGGCGAGGAGUUUCUUCAGAGAAGAGUGGACGCUCCCACAAUCCCUACCCACCAUUGAAGAGUGGGUGGCGGCGGGCAGAUGGAUGAGGGGGAAGGCGGGCACGGGUGGAUCUACGUUCAUCCGGAUCCAAGGUGCCCUUCGGAAGACCCGGGCGUACAAAGGGGUAGACGCGGCUCUAAAGACAGAUGAAGAAAUAGCCCUCGAAUUGACUGCCCCGAUGGAAGAGACAAUGGCUAUUGAUGAAAAAUCAUUUGAAAAUUUGAAAGACGAUGAUAUUUUACUUAAAGCUGCUUUGUUGUUAAUAAAAUCCGUCUUGAAAGCAGAAAAGAAAAAAUUACCUGAUAAUGUAACUGCGAAAAAUUUGGAGGAAAGAGAAAUAUCUGUACAAGAUCUACAGCACUACUUCACUUUGAUAGCCGUUAAAACUGCCAAGUCGCGAUGGAAACAACUAAGAAAUAACCAUCGGGAUGCCUUAAAAAGACAAAAUGCAACAAGGAGUGGACAGGCUAGAAAACAACGAAAGGAAUGGAAAUAUCAGAAAGCAAUGUCAUUUUUAUUGCCUUACAUGAGUAAUAGAGACCGGCCAACAAAUUUUGCGCCACUGAACGUCUCAGUAAUGGAAACUUCAAAUUCGCCAAAUACCAUUGAAGAGAGUUCAAGGGAAUCAUACAGUCUUUUACCAUCAAAUUCAAAUAAUCUUCCUUCUAUCGAUGAUCCUAAUGAUUCAACAGCUUCUGGGCCUCACCCAUCCACAUCCAAAAAAAGGAAAAAAGAUGAAAUUCUGGAACUUUUAAAAAAAAAUCAGGAACGCUGCGAACUGUUGGCACGAGAACGGAUAGAAGUUAAAAACAUGAUGUUAGCUAGUGAUAAGUACGAUAAUAUAGACUUAUUUUUUUUAAAUUUGGCUGCAUCGACAAAAAAACUACCGUAUCACUUACAACUUCAAAUUAAAAAAACCUGCUUUAAUGCGGUAAUGUCAGCUGAAGAAAGUAAUCUUCAGCAUAGUUGGUAUUCUCCGAAUAAUUAUGGUUAUUCUACAGGCUCAACACCUACACCAGAUAAUAUCAAUACUAGUAUCGAUACUCCUAGUGCUCCAAAUGAUAUCAACACUAGUAUCGAUACUCCUAGUGCUCCAAAUGAUAUCAACACUAGUAUUAAUAUUCCUAGUGCUCUAGAUACUAUCAACACUAGUAUCAAUAAUCCUAGCGCUUUACAAAUUCAAACAAUCCAGGAUAUUGAAACAUCUGCAGCAGAGCCAACAGGACCCAAUGAAAAUGCGGACAACUUUGAGACAGAUUAUGAUUUUUAA